Messenger RNA from Metarhizium acridum CQMa 102, 912 nucleotides. RefSeq lists its product as uncharacterized. The record is from RefSeq and is a predicted model, not a curated record. Gene Ontology annotation, molecular function: S-adenosylmethionine-dependent methyltransferase activity. Lineage: Eukaryota; Fungi; Ascomycota; Sordariomycetes; Hypocreales; Clavicipitaceae.
AUGGCCACCACCGCCAACCCCCCCAGCCGCCUCAGCCAAAGCUUCCAAAACCUCGCCUUCUCCGCCCACGGCGACCAAUGGUCCCUCAUGUACAAGGACGGCUUCCACCCCUGGGACCGGGACGGCCCAUCCGACGCCCUGGAGGAGCUGCUCCUCACACGAGACGACCUCGUGCCUCGAGCCCAGGGCCACGACCUGCAGGGGAACCUGGUCCGCCAAACGGCCCUCGUGCCGGGCUGCGGACGCGGCCACGACGUCCUGCUGCUCAGCAAAUUCGGAUACGACGUCGUGGGAUUAGACGUCAGCCCCGACGCCCUGCGCAUGGCCGAGGAGAACAGGCAGAAAGCCGAGGGGACGGGACGAUACGAACCCGAGCCGGGCUUGGAAAGGGGCGACAUCAAAUGGGUUUCGGGCGACUUCUUCUCAGAAGGCGUGCUGGAUGGUUUCGGGACCGACGGUUCUGGCAAAUUCGACUUGAUAUACGACUACACGGUACGGCCCGGCCUGCCCCCCCAACCCCUUCUUCUCCUGCAAGCGACUAACAGCAGCGAACAUCGCAAACAGUUCCUGUGUGCCCUGCCCCCCGAAGCACGCCCCAGAUGGGCCAAACGCAUGUCCGAGCUCCUCCGCCCCUCCGGCCGCCUCGUCUGCCUCGAGUUCCCGUCCGGGAAGCCCCUCUCCGAAAAGGGCCCCCCCUGGGGUGUCACGCCGGAGAUGUACGAGGCGCUACUGAGUGCUCCCGGGGAGGAAAUAUCAUACAAUGCCGACGGGAGCCCCGUGGAGACAACCGCCGCCAAGCCCGACGCCAAUGCAUUGCACCGGUCCGGCUUGAUCAGGCCGGCCAAGACACAUGCCGCGGGUACGAACAAGGACGGGACAGUAUCGGAUUUCAUAUCCGUUUGGAGCCGGUGA